Molecule: messenger RNA, 2664 nt
Organism: Culex pipiens pallens (northern house mosquito)
Lineage: Eukaryota; Metazoa; Arthropoda; Insecta; Diptera; Culicidae
Gene: Snx6
Product: sorting nexin-32
Exons: 7
Coding region: 275-1624 (449 amino acids)
Biological process (GO): phagosome-lysosome fusion involved in apoptotic cell clearance
Molecular function (GO): phosphatidylinositol binding
Source: RefSeq, a predicted model, not a curated record
CAUUCUUCGCUGAGGAGGAGGAGGAGAUUGUUCCGUCGUUGUCUUCGUUUAUCACGGAAAAUCUGCUGACGAAGUCGCUUUUUUUUGCUCCUGCUGCUGCUUGAUUCCACUGUGUUGUGGCCAGAUUAUUUUGCAGUGCGGUGAUAUCGAUUCCUGCGGGUGUUCCGGAAGCGGGUGUUGAAGGUUGUUUUGGGAUUUGCGUGUUUUUUUUUUUCGUGUUGGAUCGAUUCCGUUCGGAAGGAGGAGGAGGAGCAGCAGCUGCAAGCAAAUCAAAAUGAUGGACGGGACGAUUGAGGAGAACGGCAACGGAACGCCGCAGCUGGCCGGGAGUCCGCUGGAGGGCGGGAAUGAUGAUGUGCUGCCUACGCAGAAGUUGUCUUCCGGGAAUGGAGUGCCGGCGGAAGGGCCGCAGCCACCACAGCAGGGCAACGGAAACAGCAACAAGACAGAUAACGCGACACUCCCUCCAAACUCGCUGCUGGUGGACAUUUCCGAUGCCUUGAGCGAGAAGGAGCGGGUCAAAUUUACCGUCCACACGCGCACCAACCUGCCUGGGUUUGCCAAGUCGGACUUUUUGGUGGUGCGGCAGCAUGAAGAGUUCGUGUGGCUGCACGACCGGUUCGAGGAGAACGAAGAGUACGCCGGGUACAUUAUUCCGCCGUGUCCACCGCGGCCGGAUUUCGACGCGUCCCGGGAGAAGCUGCAGCGGCUGGGCGAGGGCGAAGGCAACAUGACUAAGGAAGAGUUUAAGAAGAUGAAGCAGGAACUGGAGGCGGAAUAUCUGGCGACGUUCAAGAAGACGGUGGCCAUGCACGAGGUGUUCCUCACCCGACUGGCCUCCCAUCCGGUGUUCCGGAACGAUUCCCACUUGAAAGUGUUUCUCGAAUUCGACCAGGAUCUGUGCGCCAAGCUGAAAAAGAAGAUCGACGUGUUUGGUGGGCUGAUGCGAAGCAUAGGCAAAACCACCGACGAAAUCUACCUGGGCGCGACCGUGAAAGACGUCAACGACUUCUUUGAGCACGAGCUGCAAUUCCUCGGCGAGUACCACGCGCACCUCAAGGAAGCGGCGCUGCGCACCGAAAAGAUGACCAACAAACACAAGGAGGUGGCCGACGCGCACAUCCGCUUCUCGUCGGUGCUGACGACGCUGUCCACGGCCGAGCACGGCACCAUGGAGAAGUUCCUGGCCAAGACGUCGGACAUUUUCGAAAAGAUCCGGAACAUGGAAGGUCGCGUCGCCAGCGAUCAGGACCUAAAGCUCGGCGACACGCUGCGGUACUACCAGCGCGACAGCAAUGCCGCCAAGGCCCUGCUGAUCCGCCGGCUACGCUGCCUCGCGGCGUACGAGGCCGCCAACCGGAAUCUGGAAAAGGCGCGCGCCAAAAACAAGGACGUUCACGCGCCAACGGAGGUGCAAGAGGCUGAAACGGCGCAAACCCAGGCCUGCGAAAAGUUCGAGGCGAUGUCGGCCCGCGGCAAGGAGGAACUGGUGAGCUUCCGGUUGCGUCGCGUUGCGGCGUUCAAGAAGAGCUUAAUCGAACUGGCCGAGCUGGAGAUGAAGCACGCCAAAACGCAGUACGAGUUUCUGCGCCAGUCGCUCCUCUCGCUGCAGGAGAUUGUCUAGAGGUUCCGUGUAGGUGGCUCUUAAAAGCAAAGAACGGGGCCCGCACCAGUGCAUUUCGAGAGAACAACAAAGAAAGAUUUAACAUGGUUAACAAGGUUUGUCCGUGCGUGUGAGCGAGAAUGUGAGAUUGUGUGGACAUCCGGAACCAUAUAUCCCGGAAGCGAGAUCGUGCGGAUAUCAGAAUGAUGACAAAAACAUACGUGACUGUCUGAGGGGUUUUGAGAAUAGUAAACCUUUGUUGAAGAUUUAUAGAACAACAACUUCAACAAAAAAAUACGACAUAGACUCACCGCGCGCCUAUGGUCUCGUAGGUAAAUAUCUCUUAUCGUACACAUACAUGCAUACAUACAAACAGACACACAUACAUAUACAACACGUGAAAAUUUCGAACAAAUCGGUCACCCAAAAACAGCUUUACGAUGGCUAGGAGGAGAGGUUAGGAAGUACGAACCGGUGUCGUUGCUAACGAAAGAACAAUAAUCGAAUAUAUCGGGAGAAAAUUGUAACAAAAUUUACGUUUUGAAGAGAGAUAAACAAAACACAACUUCAGUAGACGAGGAUAGAUUAGGAAAAGGGAAAAGUUUAGUUUGGAGACGCUGGCGACGAAAAAAGAAGUUCCAUUUGUUUCGUUAUCUUUUCUAAGAAAACUAAUUAAAAUCUUUUUAUAUUCUAUUUAACCAAACAUUCUGGUUUAUUUUGUUAUCUGAAUAUAUCUUCUACAUAUAUACAAACACACAUUUAACUGAAUGCUGCGUGUUCGCGUUUGUUGACAUUUUUUUCGUUUUUAAAAACUCUCAUUUUCAAAAUGUAGAACAACUGAUAAAAUAGCUAAACAACAACAAAAAAAGUAUUUUUCGAUUCCGAAUUGCAACCCUAUUAGGCGAAACAAAGCUAACUAACUAUUUUUAUUGAUUAUUUUUUAUAAGCUAAACUGAAUAUAUUUAUGAAAUGUAGCAAAGUGAAAAAUAUAACAAAACAAAAACAAUAAGAAGACUACGUCUAUAAUUUGCGUUGUUUAUACUCGUUACUCAAGAUCGCGA